AUGCCUCACGUUUCGGAUCCAUCCGUCGCAAGCGAAAUUCAGACAAUCUGCUGCUUAAUGGAGAAGCUCCUCGAGCGGGAAGACGGAUUAAGGCAAGAGCUAGAGGAGCUUAAGUUCCGGAUAGAGGACCAGUUCUCGCACAAACAAGCAUGCGACCAUUGCGCCGAUCUGAGAACAGUCAUCGCAAGAUUGGAAGAUAAGAUAUUACAUCAGGAGUUUACCGUUAGCAGCCUCGUGGAGUGUCAAUGGUUGUUAGACCGAGACUUGACCCUGGAAAGACAGAAGGUAGGGGGUUUGGAGUCUCGUCUUGCGGACCAGUACCUGGUAAACGAGUCUCUUCUGCGUGCAGUCACACAAGUUGAAAGCAAUCGCAGCUCCUGGGACAUUCAACAUGUUCUCCUCGAGAACGAGAGGCAGCGCGAAUCAAUCUCUACCCUGCGAUCUGCGUUAGAUGUGAAGGACAUCACCAUACAGUGUUUGCGGAUGGCUUUACAAGACAUAUCACCUGACGGCUGCGGGACCAAUAAUGGUAAUAUCCUUCAGAGUGAGCUAGAGUUUCCUUCCCCAAGAGACGACAUUCUCACCAAUGAGAGCCGCCAUGGUUCAAGCACACCACGCCCGUAUCAAUACCAAAGAGUGUCUCACGGAGAAUGA
This is a messenger RNA of Aspergillus pseudotamarii, 654 nucleotides long. RefSeq lists its product as uncharacterized. Bases 1 to 654 code for a protein of 217 amino acids. The record is from RefSeq and is a predicted model, not a curated record. NCBI's taxonomy places the organism in Eukaryota, Fungi, Ascomycota, Eurotiomycetes, Eurotiales, Aspergillaceae. The transcript is spliced from 2 exons.